Messenger RNA from Ustilaginoidea virens, 1353 nucleotides. RefSeq lists its product as uncharacterized. Bases 1 to 1353 code for a protein of 450 amino acids. NCBI's taxonomy places the organism in Eukaryota, Fungi, Ascomycota, Sordariomycetes, Hypocreales, Clavicipitaceae. The record is from RefSeq and is a predicted model, not a curated record. Gene Ontology annotation, molecular function: L-alanine:glyoxylate transaminase activity; L-serine:pyruvate transaminase activity. Gene Ontology annotation, cellular component: peroxisome. The transcript is spliced from 4 exons.
AUGACAAUUUCUCGCCUCUUUGCGUCCUUGCAAACAACCCGCUUCGCCCAUAUCGCCCGAUUCCUGCCAUUGCUGCGGGAUAACCAUUCGGGCUUAUUUGACCAUUUUUCCAGCUCCAGUUCAAUUGACCUCUUCCGGGCCUCCCCAACUUCCCCGCAGACUCCCCCGCAGAACAGCCGUCGAAAUCAAGCCGUCGAAAUGUCUUCUCAAGCCGCUCACCCUACGUUACUGAUCCCCGGGCCCAUCGAGUUUGACGAUGCGGUCCUCCAGUCCAUGAGUCACUACAGCGAGAGUCACGUCGGUCCCGGCUUCGUAUCCACCUUUGGCGAUACCCUGUCCAUGCUCCGCAAGCUGUUCCAGACCUCCGAUCCUGCCUCGCAGCCCUUCGUCAUCAACGGCUCCGGAACCUUGGGCUGGGACAUGGUUGCUGCCAACCUUGUCGAGCCGGGAGAGAACGCCCUCGUCCUGAGCACUGGCUAUUUUGGCGACGGUUUCGCCGACUGCCUUGCCGCUUACGGCGCCAGCGUCACCAAGAUCACUGGUGCCGUGGGUGGUCGACCCCAGCCUGAUGAGAUUGAGCAGGCGCUCCGGCAGAAAAAGUACAAGAUCAUCACAGCCACGCACGUCGACACCUCGACUGGCGUCCUGUUUGAUCUCAAGACCCUGACCGACGUCGUCAAGCGAGUCGCCCCCGAGACCUUGAUCAUUGCCGAUGGGGUGUGCAGUGUCGCUUGCGAGGAGAUUGCCUUUGACGAAUGGGGCCUGGACGGUGUUGUGACUGCUGGCCAAAAGGCAAUCGGCUGCCCUACGGGGCUGUCCAUCUCCAUGUUCAGUAAACGCGCCGUUGAUGUCGUCCAGAACCGCAAGACUGAGCCCGCCACGUACUUUGCCUCCAUGAAGCGAUGGAUUCCCAUCAUGCAGAAUUACGAGGCCAAGAAGCCGUCGUACUUCUCCACGCCUUCGCCCCAGCUUAUCCACGCCCUGAACACGGCGCUCAGCCAGAUCUUGGCCCGCCCCCUCUCCGAGCGCUUCCAAAGACACAUGCAGGUUUCCGACAAGGUCAAAAAGGCCGUUGCUGACCUCGGCCUCAAGAUUGUUGCUGAAAGGCCAGAGGAUCAGGCCCAUGCCAUGACUGCCAUUUAUCUGCCCGACAGUGUCAGCAUCCCCAGCAUCCUGCCCAAGCUUCUGGACAAAGGCAUCAUCUUUGCUGGCGGUCUACACAAGGAGAUUGGGAGCAAGUAUAUUCGAUUUGGGCACAUGGGCCCCUCGGCCAUGGACCCCAAAAGACCGGACAUCGAUAACGCGCUGGAGGCUCUGCGCGCUGCCUUGGCCGAGUGCGGUUAUAAAGGUUGA